AUGAAUCGUCUAAAGAAUUUUAAAGAUGAAGUUCGGACAUUAAAGAGUCGGUUGUUAAAACAGAACACAGACAGCGUCUCAUCACAGAGGGGGUCGGGGGGAAUUCCUCUGGCCAGGAAGUUGUGUUAUGCUGCGGGCGGGGUCCCAUAUCAGGUUACCACAGUAGCUAUAGGUGUAUCCAUGCAGAUAUUUCUCCUUGAUGUUGUGCAGAUGGAGGCCUACUAUGUUUCUAUCAUUUUGUUUGUGAGUCGGGCCUGGGACGCUGUGACGGACCCUCUGGUGGGAUAUCUGGUGAGCCGCAGUCAGUGGACCCCCAUCGGCAAGCUCACUCCCUGGCUGGUUCUUUCCACUCCGUUUGCUGUCUUUUUGUAUCUGCUGAUGUGGUUUGUUCCACAAGGCUCCAUGUCUCAGGCUCUCACUGCACUCUGGUUCAUCACAGCAACCUGCCUGUUUGAGACCCUCAUGAGUUGCUACAACGUCCCCUUCCUCUCCCUCAACAUGUUCCUGGGGGGAGAUCACAGAGACAGAGACUCUGCCACGGCCUACAGAAUGAGUGUGGAGAUGCUGGCGAUGCUGCUGGCUUCUAUAAUUCAGGGUCAGGUUAUUGCUGUGUACAACACAGAAAAACAGGAGGCCUGUGAACAUCUGGACCAGGCUCAUGAAACACCACAAAGCACAUCUUCACCACAAACUGCAUCUCUCAGGGAAACGGAAAAGGUGUUCCUGACCUCAGCACUGGUCACAGGUGCUCUGUUUUUCCUGGGCAGCCUGGUUCUCUUCUUGGGGGUGAAGGAGCAGAGAGCGCCUCCCUGCUCUGAUGACAAAGUACGACCCUCAUAUCUGACCUCUCUGAAGAUGCUGACACGUCACAUUCCUUACCAACGCCUGGUGCUCGGCUUUGUGUUCUGUGUACUUGCCUUUCAGAUGUCCAUGGGUAAUUUUGCGCUUUUUUGCAGUCAUGCAGCUGGGCUAGGGGCCAAUUUCCAGCACCUCUUACUGGUUCUACUGGGUUCUGCCUCCAUAGCAGUUCCUCAUUGGCAGAUGGUUCUCCUGACAAUAGGAAAAAAGAAAACGGUUUUCAUCGGACUGUCGCUCUUCAUCCCAGCUGUGAUUAUAAUCGCCUGUGCUCCCAGUAACCUGCCAGUUUUUAUGAUCAUGUGCGUUUUGAUGGGAUUCAGCGUGGCGACUUUAUUCUUGCUACCCUGGUCUAUGCUCCCUGAUGUAGUGGAUGACUUUGCAGCCAAAAAUCCCUCCUGCAGAGACCUGGAGCCUCUGUUUUUCUCCUGUUAUGCCUUCUGCAGUAAGCUGGCAGGAGGCCUGGCUGUUGGAAUCUCCACGCUGACAUUACAGUUUGUGGGCUACAAAGCAGGCUCGUGUAACCAUGGCGACGGAGUGGUGACCGCUCUGAUAGUGCUGUUCUCACCUGUUCCCAUCGCACUUCUGCUGAUAGGGAUGGUCAUCAUCUGGUACUACCCAAUCCAGGAGAGGCAAUGUUUGCAGCCCCAGGAUCAGCUGAGCACAGUUCAGCCAGAAGCUACAUCCUCAUCAUUGGGCUUAAGGGAAACCGCAGAGCAGCCGGCAAUCCUGCAGCAGCCGUCAAAUACCUCACAGUGUGACUUCAGUCAUGAUAGGAAAAGCUCAGUCAGGUCGUCUGUCCGUUCACAUGCAUCAAAGAGCCCCUCUGGAGAGUUCAGCAGGCCUAAAGCUGUUGUCCAGUCAAAUGAAAAUCCUCGAUGUCAUAAGCAGAGACUCAGCCUGCACCGGCACUCAGAGGAGGAAAAAUUGGUGCGAAAUUCCUCCCAGAGAGGUUCUGGGUCUUCCUCCAGCAGGUCAAAAAAGAAAUCCAAAGUGUCGUGGGUUUAGUCAAGACACCUAAGAGCAAUGGUUUGACAUUCUGGGAGAUGUCUUUGUUUUGUAUUGCUGUGAGCGCUCAUGUCAGCAAGUUAAAUAUGAGCCUGAAGCGAGCAGCUGUUAGCCUCAAAGACUCAGGAAAGGAAACAGCUCGGCCUAAUGAGUCCAAAGGGAACAAAGUUUACUUAACAGCACUUCUAAAGCUCCAAUUUGACAUGUUAUAUCUUAUUUGUUUUAAUCGCUCAAAACUGAAGUGUGGAAUUGACAAGACAUUGUUUUAUAAGAAAUGAAGGAGGCGCUGUAACAGUUUUAAACAUUGCGAUUCAGUAAAGGCCCCGUAUAGCAGGAGCUUCAAAAACACAAACACUCGGACAUACUGGUGUUCCCCGUCGUCUCGGAUGUUACACCUUGCCACCACCUUCACCAUAUUUUGCCUCUGUUACUACCUCCGAUGCCGGAUCAGAGGCAGAAAGAUUUCACCCUUUGUCACGCCUCCGUGCCUUCCACAUUGCAGACAUGAUUUAACAGGGGCAUAAAUAUCCCGCCUUGAACUGGCAAGAGUUAAUUGUCCCUGUGAGGAAGAGAGAUAAUAACAGA
Messenger RNA from Labrus bergylta (ballan wrasse), 2448 nucleotides. It is a transcript of the gene mfsd2al2, whose product is annotated as major facilitator superfamily domain containing 2a-like 2. NCBI's taxonomy places the organism in Eukaryota, Metazoa, Chordata, Actinopteri, Labriformes, Labridae. The record is from RefSeq and is a predicted model, not a curated record. Gene Ontology annotation, cellular component: plasma membrane. Gene Ontology annotation, molecular function: symporter activity. Gene Ontology annotation, biological process: carbohydrate transport.